AUGGCUCUCCUCAUCCUCCUCCUCCUCCUGCCCAUCUGCUUCCUCUCAUCUUCCUGCCUCGUCCUCGCCACUAUUCCAACGCUAGCCAGCCAGGCCGCCACCCUGCUCUCCCUCAAGGACUCCUUCUCGCCGCCGCUCCCGCCGCAGCUGCGCAUCUGGACGCUCGCCAACUACGCCUCGCUCUGCUCCUCAUGGCCCGGCGUCGCCUGCGCCCCCGGUAGCAACCGCACCGUCGUCUCGCUCGACAUCUCCGGCUACAACCUCUCCGGCACGCUGUCCCCCGCCAUCGGCGACCUCGCUGGCCUCCGUUUCCUCUCCGCCGCCGCCAACUCCCUAGCCGGCGACAUUGCGCCCGCCAUCGCCGCCCUCCGCGACCUGCGCCACCUCAACCUCUCCAACAACCAGUUCAACGGCACCCUGGACGCCGUCGACUUCUCCGCGAUGCCCAGCCUCCAGGUGCUCGACCUCUACGACAACGAUCUCGCCGGCGCGCUUCCCACCCUCCUCCCCGCGGGCCUCCGCCACCUCGACCUCGGCGGCAACUUCUUCUCCGGCACCAUCCCCUCCAGCUUCGGCCGCUUCCCCGCCAUCGAGUUCCUCUCCCUCGCCGGCAACAGCCUCUCCGGGGCCAUCCCGCCCGACCUCGCCAACCUCUCCACGCUGCGCCACCUCUUCCUCGGCUACUUCAACCGCUUCGACGGCGGCAUCCCGCCGGAGCUCGGCAGGCUCACCAGCCUCGUCCACCUCGACCUCGCCAGCUGCGGCCUCCAGGGCCCCAUCCCGGCCUCGCUCGGCGACCUCACCGCGCUGGACACGCUGUACCUGCAGACGAACCAGCUCAACGGCACCAUCCGCCGUCGCUCGGCAACCUCACCGGCCUUAGGUCCUCAAGCUGUGGCAGAACAACUUCACGGGCGCCAUCCCCGCGGCGCUCGGCCGCGCCGCGCCGCUCAGGGAGGUGGACCUGUCCACGAACCGGCUGACGGGGAGGUGCCCCGCUGGCUGUGCGCGCGCGGGCAGCUGGAGAUCCUCAUCCUCCUCGACAACUUCCUCUUCGGGCCGGUGCCGGAGGGGCUGGGCGCGUGCCCGACGCUCACGCGUGUGCGGCUGGGCCAGAACUACCUCACGGGGCCGCUCCCGCGCGGCUUCCUCUACCUGCCGGUGCUCACCACCGUGGAGCUGCAGGGGAACUACCUGACGGGGCGGCUGGAGGAGCAGCAGCAGGAGGAUGCCCCCGGCGCCGACAGCAGGCUGUCGCUGCUGAACCUGUCGAGUAACCGCUUCAACGGGUCGCUUCCGGCAUCCAUCGGCAACUUCUCGUCGCUGCAGACGCUCCUCCUCGGCGGCAACCAGCUGGGCGGCGAGAUCCCGCGGCAGGUGGGGCGGCUGAAGCGGCUGCUGAAGCUGGACCUGAGCGGCAACAACCUGACGGGGGCGGUGCCCGGCGAGGUGGGCGAGUGCACGUCGCUGACGUACCUGGACCUGAGCGGCAACCGUCUGUCCGGCUCGAUCCCCGUGCGGCUGGUGCAGAUCAAGAUCCUCAACUACCUGAACGUGUCGUGGAACCUGCUGAGCGGCAGCAUCCCGCGGGAGCUGGGCGGCAUGAAGAGCCUGACCGCCGCCGACUUCUCGCACAACGACCUGUCCGGGCGCGUGCCGGAGAACGGGCAGUUCGCCUACUUCAACGCGUCGUCGUUCGUGGGCAACCCGGGGCUGCAGGUGGUGAAUCCGAAGCAGCAGCCGCCCUGGGGAGGGAUCGGCGGGACGACGCAGGAGCAGCAGCCGGGCUCUGGCUCUUCGUCUUGGUCGGCGGCGGUGGUGGGGCGUCUGAAGCUGCUUGCGGCGCUGGGCCUCCUAGGCUGCUCCGUGGCGUUCGCUGCGGUGGCCGUGGCGACGACGCGCUCCGCCAUGCUCCGUCGUCGUCGGUCGUCGUCGAGCCGGCGGUGGCGCAUGACGGCGUUCCAGAAGGUGUCGUUCGGGUGCGAGGACGUGGUGCGGUGCGUGAAGGAGAACUGCGUGGUGGGUCGCGGCGGGGCCGGGGUGGUGUACCGCGGGACGAUGCCCGGCGGGGAGUGCGUGGCGGUGAAGCGGAUCGUGUCGGCGGAGGGCGGAGGGUUCCAGGCGGAGGUGGAGACGCUGGGGCGGAUCCGGCACCGGCACAUCGUGCGGCUGCUGGCCUUCUGCUCGGGGCCCGAGGCGAAGCUGCUGGUGUACGAGUACAUGGUGAACGGCAGCCUCGGGGAGGCGCUGCACCACCGUGACGGUGACGGUGACGGUGCUGGCGUGCUGGCGUGGGCGUCGCGGCUCCGCGUGGCGACGGAGGCGGCCAAGGGGCUUUGCUACCUGCACCACGACUGCUCGCCGCCGAUCCUGCACCGAGACGUCAAGUCCAACAACAUCCUGCUGGACGCGCGCAUGGAGGCCCACGUGGCGGACUUCGGGCUGGCCAAGUUUCUGGGCGGCAACGGCAGCGGCGCCUCCGAGUGCAUGUCCGCCGUCGCCGGAUCCUACGGCUACAUCGCACCAGAGUACGCGUACACGCUGAAGGUGGACGAGAAGAGCGACGUGUACAGCUUCGGCGUGGUGCUGCUGGAGCUCCUCACGGGGCUGAAGCCGGUGGGCGAGCACCUCGGCGACGACGGGGUGGACCUGGUGCAGUGGGCGCGCGCCCGGAGCUCAUCGGCAGGCGGCGGCGUGCUGGGGCUGCUGGACCCUCGCCUCGGCGGCGACGUCCCGGUGGCGGAGGCGGCGCAUGUGCUGCUCGUGGCGAUGCUGUGCGUGCAGGAGCACAGCGUGGAGCGCCCCACCAUGCGCGACGUCGUCCAGAUGCUGCAGCAGGCCAGGCACGCGGCGGGGCCAUCGCUUGCUGCUGCCGCCACCGUGCCACGGCAGCAUCAGGAAGGAUCGGCGGUGUAG
Molecule: messenger RNA, 2916 nt
Organism: Miscanthus lutarioriparius
Lineage: Eukaryota; Viridiplantae; Streptophyta; Magnoliopsida; Poales; Poaceae
Source: the annotation of a GenBank genome assembly